CCUAAUAACAAUAAUGUAGACCAAAUGGUCUCUGACAAUAAUUCGACAGUUAUGGAAUAUGAUCACUGUGUUUAAACCUAACCUUAUUUAAUAUAACCUACUAAUAUAUUUAUUUAUUUUAAAAAUUAAACAAUUAUAACAUGCUUCCAUUCAAAGAACCGGUCAUCAACAACACCAUUAAAAUCAUAAAACGGCAAUAUUCAGUAAAAAGUAAUAAAUGGAAGAGUGUUGUGGGCUUGGAAGUUCACGCGCAGAUAUCGUCGGCUAGUAAAUUAUUUUCAGGCGCCUCCACCAAAUUCACGUCCCCAGUGAACUCAAAUGUGUCACUAUUUGACUGCUCCACUCCUGGAACCCUACCAGUUCUCAACAAGAAAUGCGUUGAAGCCGGCGUUCUUACCGCUCUGGCCUUAAACUGUACAGUUAAUCCAGUGUCAACCUUUGAUAGGAAACACUAUUUUUAUGCUGACAUACCAUCAGGUUACCAAAUAACUCAGCAGCGGGCACCAUUGGCAGUGGAUGGUAGGCUACAGUUCCAGGUUUAUACUCCUGGAGUGCAUAAAACCCCUUACUCCACCGAGGUCAAGAUUAAACAGGUCCAACUGGAGCAGGACAGUGGAAAGAGUUUGCACGAUGAUGACAGGAGCCUAGUGGACCUCAACAGGGCUGGGGUGCCCCUUAUGGAGCUGGUGUUUGAACCUGACCUCAAGGAUGGGGAGGAGGCAGCAGCUCUUGUCAAGGAACUCACUGCAAUACUGCAGAGAUUGCAGACCUGUUCUUGUAAAAUGGAAGAGGGAGCGUUGAGAGUUGACGCUAACGUAUCAAUCCACAAGGAAGGGGAUGCACUGGGUACAAGAACAGAAAUAAAAAACAUAGGAUCUAUAAGAGGGGUAGCCGGCGCCGUGAAAUACGAAAUCGAAAGGCAAAUAAAAGUGAAAGAUUCCGGUGGGAUUGUAGAAAAUGAAACAAGGGCAUGGGACGCUGCGAGUAAAACCACAGUGGCAAUGAGAGACAAAGAAGCAAAACAAGAUUAUAGAUACAUGCCAGAACCGAAUCUUCCGCCUUUGCACGUGGCCAUAGGGCCCAUUAAUAGGGGUGUUGUGAAUGCUGACAAAUUGAAAGAAAUUAUUCCAGAAUUGCCUGAACAAACUAGACAAAGGUUGAGAAAUGAUUUGGGAUUGACAUCUGAACAAUCCAUUAUUCUUGUGAAUGAUUUUUCACUUCUCACCAUUUUUGAAGAUACUUUGGCUAAAAGAAAGCUCAAUUCAAAGCUUUUGGCCAAUUUUUUGAUAAAUGAACUAAACACCAUAUUAAAUAAGGAGGAUUUGGAAUUUAAAGACAUAAACACAGACCCAGAUUAUUAUGGAGAGAUAGUUGAACUAUUACAAAAUGGAGAAAUUAGUAGGAAUACAGCAAAAUACUUAUUAAGUCGAAUUAUUGAAGGAAUUUCGGAGAGACCGAUUGAUAUUGUAAAAAGUGAAGGUUUGCUUCAGAUUACAUCUGAACAAGAAUUAACGUCUUUAUGCGAAGAAGUUCUUAAAGAAAAUGACAAACUUGUAAAACAAUACAAAGCGGGAAAAACAAAGAUUUUUAAAGCCUUAAUGGGUUUAAUUGCUGGUAAAAGCAAAGGUAGAGCUGAUAUGGGAAAAUGUGAUAAAAUAUUAAAGGAUUUAUUAAGCAAAUGAUUGUAGUUAAAACAAAUCUAGUCUUGAAACUGUUAAAAUGUUAUUUAUAAUAAAUUCUUAAGUUUAUAUUA
Messenger RNA from Aethina tumida (small hive beetle), 1753 nucleotides. It is a transcript of the gene GatB, whose product is annotated as glutamyl-tRNA(Gln) amidotransferase subunit B, mitochondrial. The record is from RefSeq and is a predicted model, not a curated record. Gene Ontology annotation, molecular function: glutaminyl-tRNA synthase (glutamine-hydrolyzing) activity. Lineage: Eukaryota; Metazoa; Arthropoda; Insecta; Coleoptera; Nitidulidae. The coding region runs from base 141 to 1682 and encodes 513 amino acids. Gene Ontology annotation, biological process: glutaminyl-tRNAGln biosynthesis via transamidation; mitochondrial translation. The transcript is spliced from 7 exons.